GGCCGCUGGAGCCCGGCUCCUGCCUCAUUCCCCUCGGCUCCGGGACAAUGUGGAGCUUCACCAGGAGAGCCGCCCUCUGGGUGUCGCUGCCCCGGCGGCUGAGCCCGAGCCCGAGGCCACGGAAUACUCGGACUGCCGUUUGUGGGAGGCCGCCCGGGCCCAGCAGCGGGAGGCCUGAGGAAGCGGGCCCAGCCCCAGGCCGGAGUAAGGUGCCUCAGAGUCCAUCCUGGCAGCCUGUAGAGGUCUGUGAGUUUCCAGAGGUUACCAUGGAGAUGAUUGACCGUCUUGAACAAUUGGCACUCAUUGAUUUUCGGAACCAGGAGGGUAUAGAAAGACUGGCUGAUGCCAUACAGUUUGCCAACCAGCUGCAUGCUGUUGACACUGAGGGAGUGGAGCACAUGGAUUCAGUGCUGGAGGACAGGCCAUUGUACUUGUGUGAGGACACAGUCACGGAAGGUUAUUGUGCAGAGGCGAUCCUCAGCAAUGCGAAGCAAGUUGUAGAGGAAUACUUUAUAGCACCUCCAGAGAAUAUUCCACUGCCAAAGAAAGAAGAGAGAGACAGCUUCCUUCAGCAUUCUAACCGGUGACC
This is a messenger RNA of Hemiscyllium ocellatum (epaulette shark), 589 nucleotides long. Its product is annotated as glutamyl-tRNA(Gln) amidotransferase subunit C, mitochondrial-like. The transcript has a single exon. Bases 48 to 587 code for a protein of 179 amino acids. Gene Ontology annotation, cellular component: mitochondrion; glutamyl-tRNA(Gln) amidotransferase complex. The record is from RefSeq and is a predicted model, not a curated record. Gene Ontology annotation, biological process: glutaminyl-tRNAGln biosynthesis via transamidation; regulation of translational fidelity; mitochondrial translation. Lineage: Eukaryota; Metazoa; Chordata; Chondrichthyes; Orectolobiformes; Hemiscylliidae. Gene Ontology annotation, molecular function: glutaminyl-tRNA synthase (glutamine-hydrolyzing) activity.